UCCGCGUACUUUCUUUGCCUUCAACUUUUUCUUCCUCAGCUCUUCUUUUUUCUACCUUCUCCAUCCAAAACCUCCAUAAGCCAGAGUAUUCUUCCGUAUUUCACCAUUUUCUCUUCGUUCGACCUACCCUCACUGGCGAUCGUGAGAAAAUUCUCUUAAGCCUCUUGAAACUGUCAAAAGCCAUGUCCGUCGUUGAAGCUGCUUUAUCUGUGUUCUUUGAAGGGUUGUUUAGUAAGUUGGCCUCUUCUGAGUUUCUCAACUUUGUAACUGAGAAGGAAGUUUGCGAGGAACUCAAGAAGUGGGAAAAGACUUUGCACAAUAUUCAUGCAGUGCUAGAUGAUGCAGAGAAGGACCGGCAUGUGAAAAGUUGGUUGGUCCAGCUUCAAGACUUGGCAUACGAUGCGGAUGACAUAUUGGAUGAGUUUGCUACAGAAGCUUUGCGACUCAAGUUAAAGAGGGAACAUCAAGAUCACAGCGCCCGUAAGGUACAAAAGCUCGUUCAUACUUGCGUUACCAGGUUCAGCAGUCAUUUAUCAUUUAAUAAGGAAAUGAUGUCCAAGAUAAAAGAAAUCACUGCUAGAUUUCAAAAUUUAGAAGCACAAAAAGGUGUCUUGGCUUUGACUAAAAGUGGUGGUGGGAGGCGAAAAAGAGCAUUGGAAUGGCGAUCAACCACUUGCUUGGUGAAUGAAACUCAAAUCUGCGGUCGGGAAAAAGACUAGGAAGCAAUCCUUGAAUUGAUUUUUGGGAGUGAUAAUAGCAAUAUUUUUGGAGCUUCUGUGAUUCCCAUCGUUGGCAUGGGAGGGAUUGGCAAAACAACGCUUGCUCAGCUUGUCUACAAUGAUAGUCGUGUAGAUAAUCAUUUUGAUCUUAAAGCAUGGGUCUGUGUUUCUGAAGACUUUAAGAUGGAGGAGAUAACGAAAUCAAUUUUGCGAUCAGUUAGUUCUGAAUCUUCUAAUGCUGGAGAUGAUUUGAAUAAGCUUCAAACAGAAUUGGAGAAGAAGCUGGUGGAGAAAAAACUACUUCUGAUUUUGGAUGAUUUUUGGCUUCAAAACUAUGAUGAUUGGAGUCGUCUAAUAUCCCCUUUUGGCGUAGGAACUACGAUUGUUGUGACAACACGUGAUAAAACUGUUUCAUCAAUGGUGGGUACUAUCCCAGAUUACAAGCUGCCAACGUUGUCAGAUGAUGAUUGCAUUUCUAUAUUAACUCAACAUGCAUUAGGAGCAAAAGAUUUUAGUGGGCAUCCAAACUUGGGAGAAUUUGUUGUACAGAUUGCGAAAAGGUGCAAGGGUUUGCCCUUGGCAGCUAAGACCAUUGGAGGCCUUUUGCGCAAUAAGGUGGACAUUGGUAAAUGGAAAGAGAUACUAAAAAGUGAGAUUUGGAAUUUACCAGAAGAGAGGAGUAACAUAUUUCAAGCUUUACGAUUAAGCUAUCAUCAUCUUCCUGCAGAUCUAAAGCGAUGUUUUGCUUACUGUGCCUUACUCCCCAAAGACUAUGAAUUUACCGAGGAAGAAAUAGUCUUGUUAUGGAUGGCAGAAGGCUUUCUGCGAGUGGAAGCUACAAAGCAAAGUGAAGAUUUGGGUCAUGAGUACUUUCAAGAACUUGUACAAAGGUCAUUUUUUGAAAUAUCCAACAAGGAUGAUUCUCGAUAUAUAAUGCAUGAUCUGAUUAAUGAUUUGGCUCAUUCAGUUGCCAAAGAUAUAUGCUUCAGAGUGGAGGGUGACAAGGCAUUGAACGUUUCCAGUCAUGCUCGCCAUUCAUCUUACAUUGGUGGUAGGAAAGACAGAAUUAAAAUGUUCCAAGUCUUUUACGGAAAGAAGGGUUUAAGAACCUUCCUACCGUUGAAGAUGCCCGAAGGGUGGAGGUAUAUCUCUAAUCAAGUUCUCAGUGAGUUGUUGCCAGAAUUUAAAUACUUAAGGGUGUUUUCUUUACAAGGGUGCUACCUGACGGAGUUUCCCAAUAUUAUUGGAGAUUUGGUGCAUCUGCGUUAUCUAAAUUUUUCUGGCACUAUAAUCAAAACUCUACCGGAUUCAAUAUGCAAGCUUUACAAUUUAGAGACCUUGCUGUUGCGGGGGUGUUCUCGUCUUGAAGAGUUUCCUUCUGAAAUGAGAUUUUUAAUUAACCUAAGGCAUCUUGACAUUAGAGGUGCAGAUUCAAUAAAAAUGAUGCCAAUGGGAAUCGGUGAACUAACCAAUUUCCAAACAUUGACAAAUUUUGUUGUCAGUCAAGACAAUGGCCGUAAGAUAAGGGAGAUGGAGAAUUUGUCUAAUCUUAAGGGUGGACUUGUUAUUUCAGAAUUGCAGAAUGUUGUCAAAGCUCAAGAUGCAUGGGUGGCUGGGUUAUGUUAUAAGUCGAACCUUCGUGAUUUAGCUUUAGAGUGGAGUUAUAAUUUCGCCGGAGAAGAAAUUCACAAGGACAUCUUGGAUUCACUCCAACCUCCUAAAAUGCUUGAAAGGCUUACCAUCGAAUGUUAUGGAGGUGAAACAUUCCCAAAUUGGUUCGGAGAUCCUUCAUUUGGAAAGCUAUCGAUUCUGGAUCUGUAUUACUGUCCAAAUUGCACAUUAUUACCAGCUGUUGGAAGAUUAACGUCGCUAAAAUCGCUUUCUAUCCGGAGGAUGAGUAAGGUUAAAAAAGUGGGUGCUAAUAUUUUUGGAAAGGAUCUAUCGAUUAAUGCAUUUCCGUCACUAGAGAGAUUACGUUUUCAGGACAUGCCAGAAUGGGAGGAAUGGGAUCCCUGUGAAGUUGAUGAAAAUGUAAGGAGUUUCCAACACCUUCAUGAGCUCAUCAUUUCAAAUUGCCCCAAGUUGUUAGGAAGUUUACCUAAUCGUCUUCCUUCCUUGAAGAAGCUGAAGAUUAAUUUGUGUCAACAGCUGAGAAGUCUACCUAGUUGUCUUCCUUCAUUGGAGAGACUUGUGAUUCAAGAAUGUGAGAAGUUGGUAGUUUCACUCUCAAGCCUUCCAAAGUUGUCUGACUUGGAAAUUAAUGGGUGCCAAGAGGUGUCGUCUACAAGUUGUGCAAAUUCUGGCUCAUUCAUUGAAAGAGUCUCUCUUUCAGACAUUUCAAAAUUCACUUCUCCAAUGGAGGGGAUGAUGUUAGGGUUGAUAAAAGCUGAACGUCUUUUUAUAUAUGUGGAUGUGAGGAGCUAAUUUCCUCAUGGCGGAACCAG
Molecule: messenger RNA, 3163 nt
Organism: Durio zibethinus
Lineage: Eukaryota; Viridiplantae; Streptophyta; Magnoliopsida; Malvales; Malvaceae
Source: RefSeq, a predicted model, not a curated record